This is a messenger RNA of Canariomyces notabilis, 952 nucleotides long. RefSeq lists its product as uncharacterized. Lineage: Eukaryota; Fungi; Ascomycota; Sordariomycetes; Sordariales; Chaetomiaceae. The record is from RefSeq and is a predicted model, not a curated record. The transcript has 2 exons. Bases 1 to 516 code for a protein of 171 amino acids.
AUGUCUUUGUUCGGGAGCCUCACACCAUACCACCUGCUCUUCUACUCGACGCUCCUCGGCGCCGAAUUGUUCCAGACCUUUGUCAACACCAAGAUCUGCUUCAAUGCCCUGCCACGUUCAGCAUUCACAACACUUCAGAAACGGAUCUUUCCCUUCUACUUUCGAGGACAAACACUCUUAAUCUUCCUCAGCGCCGUCACAUAUCCGCAGCACGGCUUACUCUCUCUGGUACGACAAAAGGGCGACUGGAUAUCGUAUGCUGUCGCGGGGACAACGGCUGUCCUGAAUCUUUUCGUGUUUGAGCCGAACACGUCUCAAACACGAGACGCAAAAGCCGACCCGCUCAGGAGCCAAAAUGCUAGGGGCAGUGAACCAUCUCCAGAUAUGCAGCGCCUCAGGAGGACAUUUUCGAAGAACCAUGCAAUGACUAUCCACCUCAACCUGAUAUCCAUCGGCGCGAUGCUCUUCUACGGGUGGAGGCUGGCGUUAAGGCUGAAUAUAGACCCUGCGCAGUAGUUGAUGGGGCUAUCGUUGGAGGUUGAUUGCAUUGGUCAUGUUUUUGGUGCGGCUUUGGGAUACGGUCGACAGGCAAGAGUUGAUGUAGUGUCCGUAGGCCUAGGGAUCCCGCGAGAGAGCGGACGUAUUAGACCCGAUGGUGGAUUUGAGUCUGAAGUGGUACGAACUGGAGACUAAGGGGGAACGAAACGUGACAGAAGUACGCAACUGUCAGCUCCAGUUGAUGUAAGAUGCAAAGGGACGAGGGAGAUGAGAUCGACCGCAUCGUCCUGGGGGCCAAGGGGCAGGUAUUAGUGUGAGGGACGCGUUAAAAUGGCAUUGAAAAGGACUGUUGAGUCCUUGGUCAGAAGUGUAAGCCGGGUCCAAAAGGGAACAAAAUGCGUAGAUGACCGAGAGCACAUUACGAUUUGAAAAUGAUCAACAGUUUGAAACCUCG